Messenger RNA from Asterias rubens (European starfish), 1563 nucleotides. Its product is annotated as lysosome-associated membrane glycoprotein 1-like. Gene Ontology annotation, cellular component: membrane. The coding region runs from base 223 to 1287 and encodes 354 amino acids. The transcript has 7 exons. The record is from RefSeq and is a predicted model, not a curated record. Lineage: Eukaryota; Metazoa; Echinodermata; Asteroidea; Forcipulatida; Asteriidae.
AGUCUGCCAACAUUGUCAUAUUAGCACGGUUUGUCAACAUCGAAUCAACAGCACGAGGGUAUGAAAGUCCAUUGAUAAAGGUUUAUACAUAAUAAUAAUAAUACGUGUUAUUUCAUAAGACAACAUAUAUCGCUAUCUAUAGCGAUAUAAUCACGAGAUCUGGUCAGACUCUGCCAUUUUGUUAUUUUUCUUUUCUUUCUGAGUGACGAUACAGGUGACAUCAUGGCGAAACUAGCUCUGUGCCUUGUUCUGCUGUGUCUGGGUGUUGGACCAGCAAUUUCGGCAAGCAGUGAUGCUCCAGCAACCAAUCUGACGACAGCAACAACAGUGGCCAUCCCAUCCACUGCAAAGGCCACAACGACCAAAGCAACAACAGCUCGAACUACAACAGGCCUGGCUCCAACGACGACAUCUAAGGUUGUUACCACUGCUGGUAUGACUACAAAAGAGUCAAAUUCGACUGAUCUCACGACCACAUUUGAAACCGGAUCGACCGCCAACAUGACGACUGGACCAACAGUUAACACCACGACCGAGGAAACCAAUGGGACAACUACCGAACCUACGACAUUCAUGAGAGCGACCACCCGGCCGGUAACUAUGAUGCCUGGCCCAACAAGAUAUGAAGUUAACGAUACUGACGGCAGGUGUAUUCUGAUGCAGUUCUAUGCAAAGAUUGACAUUGAGUACUCGUACUGGGAGGGAAACGUACGUAGAGACGUCGUAUCCGUUAUUGACGUUGCACCCAACUCCGUCCCAUCGGGUAAUUGCUCGGUCAAAGGUAUUAGAAGCUUCGCCAUUAACAUUAACGAUCGACCAAACUGGUUCCUUCGCCUGGAGUUCACAAGUGUCGAGAAGACUUUCGAGUUGACAACCGUUAUCCUCGAAUGGAAAUAUGAGACGCCGUAUUUUAAUGAAAACGCUACGUUAUUUGGUGAACUGGAAGAGACAAUGCUCAACGACAAGAAACAUAUCAAUAUUAAAGGAUCAGUUGGGAAUACCUACCAGUGUACAAACCAGGAAUUAACCAUGGGUCCUGCAGUCGUCACCUUCAAGGGUCUCAUGUUUCAACCUUUCGCUGAUGAAUCAGAAGAUAAAGGCAACUUUGGGGACGUGGAAACGUGCGAAGCAGACAAACCCACCAACGCCCCAUCAAAAACCGACAACACGGGAAUGAUUGUCGGCAUAGUGAUCGGAGCUUUAGCUCUAGUCAUCAUCGUCGGUGGGGGCGCUUUCUUCUUGGUCAGGUCAAGGGCCAAGAGAGAAUCUUAUAAGAGUUUGGAUUAGCCCACUACUAAGAUGGAUGACGGUGUUGUGUGGUUUAUGGUAGACACUUAAAGGCACUGGACACUAUUAGUAAUUACUCAAAGUAGUCGUUAGCGUGCUUAUGUUGAGAAACACCAAGUGAGAAGACUGGUCUAAUUACCGAAGAUGUCCAUUGUCUUUACGCGAAUUUAACAAAAGCUCUAGGCAAUGUGACCCUUACAGGAUCUGGACACUAUUGGUUAUUACUCAACAUAAUUGUUGGCAUAAAAACUUACUUGGUAACAAGCAAUAGAGAGC